Aspergillus eucalypticola CBS 122712 is the source of this 624-nucleotide messenger RNA. RefSeq lists its product as uncharacterized. The transcript has a single exon. The record is from RefSeq and is a predicted model, not a curated record. Lineage: Eukaryota; Fungi; Ascomycota; Eurotiomycetes; Eurotiales; Aspergillaceae. The coding region runs from base 106 to 444 and encodes 112 amino acids.
CCACAUGCCUUUUUCCCUUUGCGCCAGAGCCCCCACCCCGUUUUUUGCCGAGAAAGACUUGUCGAUUCUUGGUCGACUCUUGUUCCUAUACCAAGGCGAAAUACGAUGAGCUUCGGUAUUUCUUCUCUGGCUUGUCGCCUUGGCGCCGAGUUUUCGCGGUCAGUGCGGGUAUACCGGAACGCCAUUGACGUAGUUGGCCCGGCAAAAAAUGGGGGACUUCACGCAGGGUUUUCCGGGGGGGUGGAAGAGAGGGGGGCAAUGAUGGGGAUGGGAGGGGUGGAAGGAUUCGCCACGAGAUCUCUGACAGGCACGUUCAGCUGCGCGACCAUGGGAAGGAAAGACGAUGGCAGAUCCGGGCGCAUAAUUUCCUUACGGGACUACAGAGUGUCGACUGUCAAGUGUCAGAGUUUGCAUUAUUGGGAGAGAGAAAAAUGGGAAGAGUGAUAUCUUAGAUCCAAUUAGCACCGGUGGAGACUAUGAGGUGCGACUAUGUAGCAGGCUUGCAGCUCACCUUGCAGGAUGUCUGUCUGUUAGGAGAGAUAAUAGUAAUAUUACUUUUCCACAUCUGUCGCUAUGAAAUUCCGCUGCCUGCUCUUGGCUUGUCUCAUGGGGAAAUAAAAAUAC